UGCCCGAUGCAGAGGAAAAAGGAGCCGAGGAGGCCUGUGCAGCCGGGAGUCUCUCCCCUCCCGGGGAGGGUGCGGCGGUGAGCUUCGGACCAAGGGCUGCCUAGUCUUGGGUGCUGAAUACUCCCGAGGGAAAUAGAUCUGCUGACCUGCCGUCCCAUGGCCCAUUAUCUACAUGCGCCUGAAGCAUUGGUCCGGGAUAUGAGCUGGACAACAGCAAAGGGUAACUUGUCCUGCAUUGUAUCAGUGGGAUCUAGAUCAGGCUUCAUAAGCAGCAUGCUUUGCACCCACCUUAAACCCAAGCCGGAGCAACACAGUGCUGUGUUGUGCAGUGGUGGUACGAGUAGUUGUACCUCAUCUUGUGCCAGCCCACUGUCAGGCUACUGAUUGUCUGAAUUUGCUUUCUCAACACUUCCUGGCUGCAGUAACUCACUAUGGCUCCUAAAGAUAUAAUGACUAAUUCUCAUGCCAAGUCCAUUCUCAAUGCAAUGAAUUCUCUUCGAAAAAGUAACACCCUCUGUGAUGUGACUUUGCGUGUGGAACAGAAAGACUUUCCAGCCCAUCGUAUUGUAUUAGCUGCUUGCAGUGACUACUUCUGUGCAAUGUUCACCAGUGAGCUUUCAGAGAAGGACAAACCCUAUGUGGAUAUCCAAGGUCUAACAGCCUCUACAAUGGAAAUUUUACUGGACUUUGUAUAUACAGAGACAGUUCAUGUGACAGUAGAAAAUGUUCAAGAGUUGCUCCCAGCAGCCUGUCUUCUUCAGCUGAAAGGGGUGAAGCAGGCAUGUUGUGAAUUCCUGGAAAGUCAGCUGGACCCUUCCAACUGUUUAGGGAUCCGAGAUUUCGCUGAAACACACAAUUGUGUUGAUUUAAUGCAGGCAGCAGACGUGUUCAGCCAGAAGCACUUCCCAGAUGUAGUUCAACAUGAAGAGUUCAUACUCUUAAGUCAAGAAGAAGUGGAGAAGCUCAUUAAAUGUGAUGAAAUUCAGGUGGAUUCUGAAGAGCCUGUCUUUGAGGCAGUCAUUAACUGGGUGAAGCAUUCGAAGAAGGAACGGGAAGCAUCCUUGCCAGAGCUUCUACAGUACGUGCGCAUGCCACUUCUCACCCCACGCUAUAUCACUGAUGUCAUAGAUACUGAGCCUUUUAUUCGAUGUAGUUUGCAGUGCAGAGACCUUGUUGAUGAGGCCAAGAAGUUUCAUUUAAGGCCUGAGCUUCGCAGCCAAAUGCAGGGUCCCAGAACCAGAGCACGUUUGGGUGCUAAUGAAGUUCUCUUAGUAAUUGGGGGCUUUGGAAGUCAGCAAUCACCUAUUGAUGUGGUGGAAAAAUAUGAUCCGAAGACACAAGAGUGGAGUUUCCUACCAAGCAUCACUCGUAAAAGACGCUAUGUUGCCACGGUAUCCUUGCAUGAUCGAAUAUACGUAAUAGGUGGUUAUGAUGGCCGUUCCCGUCUCAGCUCUGUGGAGUGCUUAGAUUAUACAUCGGAUGAAGACAGUAUCUGGUACUCUGUUGCUCCAAUGAACGUUAGAAGGGGUCUAGCUGGAGCCACCACUCUGGGAGACAUGAUCUAUGUUUCUGGAGGUUUUGAUGGAAGCCGGCGUCAUACAAGUAUGGAGAGAUAUGAUCCCAACAUUGAUCAAUGGAGUAUGUUAGGAGAUAUGCAGACAGCUCGAGAAGGCGCUGGAUUGGUUGUUGCUAACAAUGUUAUCUACUGUCUUGGAGGUUAUGAUGGUCUGAACAUCUUAAAUUCUGUGGAACGGUAUGAUCCCCAUACUGGGCACUGGACAAAUGUCACUCCAAUGGCCACCAAGCGCUCAGGAGCUGGAGUAGCCUUGUUGAAUGAUCAUAUUUAUGUUGUUGGAGGGUUUGAUGGAACAGCACAUCUUUCAUCUGUGGAAGCAUAUAACAUUCGUGCAGACUCCUGGACCACUGUAACAAGCAUGACAACCCCUCGCUGUUACGUGGGUGCAACAGUACUGAGAGGAAGGCUUUAUGCCAUAGCAGGGUAUGACGGUAAUUCACUGCUAAGCAGUAUUGAGUGCUACGACCCCAUCAUUGACAGUUGGGAAGUGGUGACGUCACUGGGGACCCAGCGAUGUGAUGCCGGUGUUUGUGUGCUGCGGGAGAAAUGAUGUCAGGAAAGACCUUGUCAGAGCACUUCUGUGGAGCAGAGACGCUAUCAAAGAAAGCACCAGCUAGUUUACAUCUUGUAGAUGUGGAUACAGUGACUACUGGCCCUGUGCUGCACACCCACAGGCUCAUCUGCAAAGCUACUAAUUCUAGUGGGGAAAACCCACACACACAACGCACUUUAUGCUGAUCAUGGAGGAAUUACACACUCAACUAGACUAUCCCAGGGAAAGUGAUAGGUCAGAGCAGCAAGGAUGCCUUUGCCUUCUGACCUGCUGAAUGGCUGAGGUUAAACAAAUUCAUCUCUGUCCUCUCCAAAGCAUCAGUCCAUGCAGGGAGUUGAGGGGGUGGGUUCACAAGUGGGCUGAAUGUUUUCAUGUACCAAACAUGCUGCAGUGUAGAGAUACUUUUAGUGGGCAGACUGUCCUUUCUGGAUGCUUGUUCAGGUUCUAUACACAAACUUGUACGCAAUGGUGGGAUAAAGAAUUGAAGACAAUGGUUGGUAUAAGGGGACUGACCACGUAUUUAAACACAGAGGAGGAAAUAAAGACCAGGCUCUGCUGUAAUAUUAAUCUACUGGGAAGAAUAUUACAUUUUACUUCUUCCACUUACUGGACCACUGACAUUUUCUGGAGAGAAGGAAUAUGUUUGACUACUUGUGAAUAAAAACCUGGGGACUAGUUUACCACUGCUUCUGAAUACAGAACAUAGUGUGAGCAGAGCAAUGAAGUAAUGUCUAGACCAGUGUGUCCUUGGGGGUUCUUGGAGACCUUAGCUACAAUAGAUGGGUGCCUAGGUUGUAGGGAAACUGCAGUGUAUGCUUUCUAAGGGAAUGUCUGUUCAGUCGACUUUGGAAGUGUAUUUGCAGUGCAGCCUGUCCCCACAAAUCACACCUCUUCUCAAACCCACACUAUCACCUGCUAAUCUGCACUGCAGAUAAGCAGUACAAUUUUGUGCAAAGUUACUCUAAGAUUUCAAUCCUGUUUGGAAUAACUACACUGGAUUGUAGUGGAGGUGAAGCCUGAUGCCCUGUACAGGUCUCUGUCCGCAUGCCUAGUAUGAACUCUGUCAGCGUAGCAUUCUCCUUUUUCAUCUGAUUUUUCACAAUGUUGUUUCUUGUACUCCUGUGGUGCUAAAGUAAGAACAUGGGAAGCUUGUGUGCACUUGGCAUACAGAUAUUUCCAACGUAGCUUCUCCUGCAGAGCGUCUCUCCAGAUCCAGUUGCAACAAGAAUUUAGAAUCCUUCUCGUCAGCAUGAACUGGACAUCCUUUAUUGUUUACUAGACAUCACUGUCUGCAGUAACAUCUAGGAUUCAGUUUCUUCUUGCUUCUCUUCUGGUGUAUAUUGCAGUCUUCAUUAGGUGUGGGAACACACAAAGAGACCUAUGUUGCUGAAAUGGACCCCUAAGCCUGUGGAUAAUGCAGCGCCAUCAUUUAUUUACAUGCCAUAAUGAUCAGCAUGACCCUGGAGCUCUCUUCCUGACCUACUGAGCCUCUUUCUGUGUUGCCUAUCAGAUAUCAAGGGGUGAAUGUAUUUAUUUUCUUGGGUGCUGUUGAUUCUUUGUUUUGGGGAUACAGUAGCAUGAGAUUAUUAUGCACUUUCAAACAACACUGAGUUUAUGAAUUCUGUCCUAUCACACCAGUGUUUGUGAUUAAUUUCUUACAUUUUUUUAAUAAAAGCGUCUCUGGUA
Messenger RNA from Sphaerodactylus townsendi, 3815 nucleotides. It is a transcript of the gene KLHL12, whose product is annotated as kelch like family member 12. The coding region runs from base 432 to 2126 and encodes 564 amino acids. Gene Ontology annotation, molecular function: protein binding. The transcript has 13 exons. Lineage: Eukaryota; Metazoa; Chordata; Lepidosauria; Squamata; Sphaerodactylidae. The record is from RefSeq and is a predicted model, not a curated record.